AGAAGGUGGUUGCUAGUGCCUUGAAAAAAGUUCUUCAGCUGAGGAGAGAUCUGCAUGAGCAUGAGGACCAUGACCAACCUGUACAAAAAUACUGACUGGUCACAGAAAACUCUGGAAGGGCCAAUCAGUCUAGCAAAGAAACAGGUGAUGAAGUGCAAGAUGAAUGUUAUUUCCAUGGAGCAUCUGAAGUAUUAUCACAAAGAGAUGAUUAAGAGGGCAAAAGAAGGACACAUCUCAUCUUUUACAGAGCUGUGGUCACUUGUUCAGGAAGCAUUUUUACAUGAUGAGCCAGAGGAGAGUAAACUCUCAGACCAGCGCAAGGCUGUGGAUCAGGGUCAGAAUCCCUUGCCUCUCUAUGCAAUCCUCAAUGUCAAAGUGGAACAAAUCAGCACUUUUAAAUUUAGAGAAUGGGUGGAGUUCUCGCCUUACGAGGUGGGAUUCCAGAAAUAUGGAGCCUUCAUUCGAUCAGAAAAUUUUGACAGUGAGUUUUUCAUGGGGAGGUUGGUGAAGAAGCUCCCAGAGUCUCGGAUCUGCUUUCUGGAAGGUAUCUGGACUAAUGUUUUUACUCGGAAUUUGCUGGAUAGCUUAUACUGGUCCUCAAAUUCAGAUGAAUUCUGGGACCAUUGGGCCAAAGACAUGGUAGAUAUAGCUAGAGAAAAUAAUGCUUCUGAUGACUCUUCCAUUGUCAUCAAGUCUUCAUGUUCCACAUCAGGGAACCUUUGCGAAAUCUUUAAUGACAUUCUAACCACCCGCCUGCUACUUGAAGAGAGUCAUAACUUCUUGAGAGGCCUAGAAUUUUACAAGGACUAUCUCCAACAGAGAGGAUUUAUUGACUGGAAAGACACUGUGCUGGACGUAUCCCCUAACAAACUGACUCCACAGGAGAAACAUCUCUGCCUAAUAGAUGUUGGCUAUUUCAUUAACACCAGUUGCCCACCACUUCUCAAGCCAGAGAGGAACGUGGAUGUCAUCAUCUCACUUGAUUACUCGAUGGGCAAUAUGUUCCAGCAAUUAGAGAUGACAUACAGAUAUUGCAAAACGCAAGGAAUCCCAUUCCCCAAAAUUGAGCUGAGUGAGGAAGACAAGAAGAAUCCCAAGGAAUGUUACGUGUUUUCAGAGGCAGAGAACCCCAGAGCUCCCACAGUGCUCCACUUCCCCUUGGUGAACAACACUUUCAAGGACUACAAGGAACCUGGGGUGAAGCGCAGUCCCUUGGAGAUGAAGGAUGGUGAUAUAAAUUUGACCAACAAUAACUCACCAUAUUAUUUUACAAAACUGGUGUACUCUGCUGAAGACUUUGACAAACUGGUGAAUCUGAGUAGCUACAACAUCCUCAAUAACAAAGACCUGAUUCUACAGGCCAUCCAGAGAGCUAUGGCAUGGAGGAGAACCGGCAUGAGUGGAUGUUUAACCACUGGUUCUGAAGUUCAAUCUGCCUAGGCAGUAUUUCUGCAUCAUCUACCUGCUAUAGGUUUAGUGUUCUACCAA
Gopherus evgoodei (Goodes thornscrub tortoise) is the source of this 1488-nucleotide messenger RNA. RefSeq names its product cytosolic phospholipase A2 beta-like. Gene Ontology annotation, cellular component: cytosol. The transcript has 9 exons. Gene Ontology annotation, biological process: glycerophospholipid catabolic process. NCBI's taxonomy places the organism in Eukaryota, Metazoa, Chordata, Testudines, Testudinidae. The coding region runs from base 55 to 1440 and encodes 461 amino acids. The record is from RefSeq and is a predicted model, not a curated record. Gene Ontology annotation, molecular function: calcium-dependent phospholipid binding; calcium ion binding.